CAUCCAUAGCAAAGAGCUGUACGAGAGGUUUUCCAACGAAGGAAAGGAUUCGUGCAGUCAUUAACGAACCACGUUCUUACAGCACUAACACACAGGCCAUCAUUCCUUCUAUCAAUUUCUCAUGCAAUGGUAGCAUCAAAGCUUGGGUUGUUUGGUGCAGACUUUGGAGAAGGAUCUGAUUCUGAUCCUGCAACUGAGCUUCAGAUAUGGAGGAAAGUCAAUGGAAGUCAAUUGUACCAGAAAGUAGGAAGUGCUGGAAUCAGUGCCGAAAGGAAUGAGUCAAAAUUUUACUACCAUCAUCUCAAUGCCCCCUUAAAUUUUGAAGCAGGGGACAUAAUGGGAUACUAUCAGCGAAAAGCUACACAUCGGUUUUUGUUUGAGGAAAUUGGGUAUGAUUCAGGUCACCUGUUGUACUAUCGCAACAGCCAGAGGAAUGCAGCCAGGAUUUUUGAUAUAAAUUCAAGUGAUGGCAAUAAUAGUUUGACCCAUGCUCUUCUCAGUGUUAUUACUGACCAACAGGAUUGUGGCUGUGGUUUCAUGAGCAUUGACAGAAUUGCACUAAUUCUAAGUGUACAGAAGAUUUCCAUUGGAGGUCGUCAGCAGAUCACACCAAGUAUGAAAAUCACAUGCCAUGGAAUGCUAACAAAGUGGAUCAUUGGAGCUGAUUGGAACAGAUCGAAGAAAAUGUUUCCUCAACUACAGCUAUGGAGUGAGACUGGAGAGAAAACAUACAAGAUGGUCAAUCAUACCCAAGUACAAACUAGAAAAAGAGCAAUGCAAACAUCUAUGAAUUUGAACUUUUCCCUCCCUAUUACCGUCGAGCCUGGAUAUGUUGUAGGAAUAUUGAUACCUCCAGAGUCUGAUAGCAAGCUUUUGCUUAAAGCAGAAAGAAGUCUCCAGCCAGUAACUUAUUAUGUCUCUACAACACACACCAACUUUUCCUGCUCAAACUCUGAGAAAAACAUAAUAUCAAGCGAUGCAUACAGUCCACUUGUCACUGUAGAGAUAGUGCCUAAUGAAGCUAAAAAAAUCUCUUACACAACAAAUGUAUCAGCAAGCAUGUGUACUUGGCAGCUUACUAUGAGCGACAAGGAAAGAAAUACACAUCAUGGCCAGGGGUAUACAGUUGGAGUGGGAGUAGGAGUUACUGCAAUAAUCAUUGCCUUAGCCUUGCUGGCGUUGGGUGCAUUCAUUUACAUAAAGAAGAAAAGAAAGGUGUUGGUACAGCCACCUGUGGUGGCCAAUCCAACUGUACACCUCAGCAACUAUGAGGUUGAAGGAACUGGAAAGGAUAGUCAACAACAAAGAAGUGGUAACAAAGCAAAGAGCCAUGAGUAUCAGUCACUUACACCUCCAACAUACUGCAAUAUGGUUAGCAGCACUGCAGCUCCUUUAGCAAUGCUGACGGUAGGAGGUGAAGGCCAUUAUGAAACGAGUUGGGAUGCUCUUGAAACAGUUGUUGACUACUAUGUCCCAACUACAAUACAACGCAGAAACUAUGAAUUAGAAGAAGAUGGUUCAUGUCCUUACAUUGUUGCUGUUGAGGAAGAGUUGUUUGUGGAGCAGGAAACCUUCUGGUCACCAGGCUUCACACUUGCCAGCAUCUACAACCAGUUAUCUAACCACAAGUUUAGAGAGAUCAAUAAACAACACAUCGAAAUUGGUGGCUCACUGGGUUCAGGUGAGUUUGGAGUGGUGAGCAAAGGGAGGUGGAUGGCUGUGGUUCGCGGACCAGUGGAAGUAGCCAUGAAGACCCUCAGACCAGCAGCCAAUGAGGACACUCAAGUCAAGUUCCUACAGGAGGCAGCCGUCAUUGGCCAGUUCAAACACCCAAACAUUGUCAAGCUACAUGGAGUAGUCACUGUUGAAGAGCCGAUGAUGAUUGUUAUGGAGUUUAUGGCAAACGGAGAUUUGAAAAACUACCUCAUUUCAUUGAUAACUGAGUAAUUUUUGUGCAUCCUUAGUAAUAAUAAUAUCCAACUAUUCCUCAGUCCUGAUCCCCCAGAGCAAGAUCAACUUUCCCAGUUGUGUCUCACGUUCUGCCGACAGAUUGCCUCUGGUAUGAGCUACCUUGCAGACAAGGCCUUUGUCCACAGAGAUCUUGCAGCUCGUAACAUCCUCGUUUCGAAGGACAAAGUGUGCAAGGUAGCAGACUUUGGGAUGUCUCGUGCAUUAAAUUAUUCCGACUACUAUGUCUCUCAUGGAGGAAUGAUCCCAGUUAAAUGGACUGCCCCUGAGGCCAUUCACUACAAGAAGUACACAACAGCCAGCGAUGUGUGGAGUUUUGGGUGUGUAAUGUAUGAGAUAUGGAGUGUUGGGCACAAGCCAUUUGAAGGUUUCACCAAUGCUGAGGCAAUGGAGAUGGUGACAAGGGGCUACCGACUUCAACCGCCUCCUGGUUGUCCUCGACGCAUUUAUUCAAUGAUGAUAAGCUGCUGGCAUCCAGAGAGGCUUGAUCGUCCAUCAUUUCCCUCUGUUUGCCAGACUCUGGCAGAGGAGGCCAACUCACUGCUGAAGUGGAGAGAGGAGGACAGCCUGUGCCAUCCUCACGCCAGUCUCCUCGGAGCUCCUCUAGAGACUGGGGCUUCCCUCUACCCUGACCUCCAGAACGUUUACCAGGGCAGACAAUGAACUAUAACAUGAACCAUUCAGAGGUUUUUUUUGCGUGAUUCUCAUAUCCAAGCAGUAACCAGAAGGACUUCCAUGUUUUGAAGUUACUCCAUGGGAGUGAGUGUGCAAGGAACAAUAAA
This is a messenger RNA of Geodia barretti, 2750 nucleotides long. NCBI's taxonomy places the organism in Eukaryota, Metazoa, Porifera, Demospongiae, Tetractinellida, Geodiidae. The record is from the annotation of a GenBank genome assembly.